GUAAAGAGGAAGCUGAACUUGGAAACGGAUCACCAGUACAUAGCAGAGAGCCUGCCGGUGGGCCGGGGCAAGGCCAGGAACCCUGCUAAAGGGGCAAAGUCUCCUGGGGAGAAGUCCCGCUACGAAACCUCGCUGAACCUCACCACCAAGCGCUUUCUGGAGCUGCUGAGCCAGUCUCCUGAUGGCGUGGUGGACCUCAACUGGGCAGCCGAGGUCCUGAAGGUGCAGAAGAGGCGCAUAUACGACAUCACCAACGUCUUGGAGGGCAUCCACCUCAUCACCAAGAAGUCCAAGAACAACAUCCAGUGGCUGGGCAGCCAGGCCACUGUGGGGGCUCCCAGCCGGCACCCGCGGGGGGCGGAGCUGGGGGAGCUGCAGGCGGCCGAGCGGCAGCUGGACGACCUCAUCCAGACCUGCAUGGUGCAGCUGCGCCUGCUCACCGAGGACCCCGCCAACCAGCACGCAGCCUACGUGACCUGCCAGGAUCUCCGCAGCAUUGUGGACCCCUCGGAGCAAAUGGUGAUGGUUGUCAAAGCUCCCCCCGAGACCCAGCUGCAGGUUUCGGACCCGGCAGAGGCUUUCCAGGUCUCCGUGAGAAGCACUCAGGGCCCCAUCGACGUCUUCCUCUGCCCUGAGGACAGCUCGGGUGUCUGUAGCCCUGUCAAGAGCCCCUUUAAAGCCUCCGCAGAGGAGUCGUCCCCCAGCCAUUCACAGCCCACAGCCUCCCCACUCCUGCAUCCCGCCCAGGAUGUGAACAUGCCCCUGCUUCCUGGAGAGCAAGAGACACUGCUGCCAGGAACGAGCGCGCUGCCCGGCAAGUGCCCGACAGAGGAGGUGAGCCUCUCACCCCUGGCCUCCAUGGACGCCCUCCUGGAGCAGAGCAGGGAGGAUUUUUCGGGUUUCUUGGCGGACGAGUUCAUCAACCUGUCGCCACCGCAAACGCAAGAUUACCACUUCGGGCUGGAGGAGGGCGAGGGCAUCAGCGAGCUUUUCGACUGCGACUUCGGGGACUUCACACCCUUGGACUUCUGA
Messenger RNA from Mesitornis unicolor (brown roatelo), 1032 nucleotides. It is a transcript of the gene E2F1, whose product is annotated as E2F transcription factor 1. The transcript is spliced from 6 exons. Lineage: Eukaryota; Metazoa; Chordata; Aves; Mesitornithiformes; Mesitornithidae. Gene Ontology annotation, cellular component: Rb-E2F complex. Gene Ontology annotation, biological process: G1/S transition of mitotic cell cycle; regulation of transcription by RNA polymerase II. The record is from RefSeq and is a predicted model, not a curated record. The annotation marks the transcript as partial. Gene Ontology annotation, molecular function: RNA polymerase II cis-regulatory region sequence-specific DNA binding; protein dimerization activity; DNA-binding transcription factor activity, RNA polymerase II-specific.